AUGCUGCGCGGGGCUGCUCGCCUGCUCGUCGCCGCGAGCCGCCCGCGCUGUUCCCGAUUUUCCCUCUCCCAGCGACAACCCCUCCAGCCAAUAUCUUCCCGCCAUGUCUCCUCAACCCCAUCUCCAGAACCAACAACCCCCCCAUCGAAACCCCCUCGCCCGAAAACAGCCCUCUUCUUCCCCGGCCAAGGCGUGGAGAAAGUCUCCAUGCUAACCCCCUGGCUCGACGCCUUUCCGCGCACGGCCAAACCCCUCAUUGACGAGAUCGACUCCAUCCUGGGGUACAAACUCAGCGCAAUCAUCCAGGACGGGCCGCCGCGCAAGCUCUCACUCACCCCCCAUGCCCAGCCGGCCAUCAUGGCGACGAGUAUACUGAUACUCAGGGUGCUGGAGCAGGAGUUCGGGUUUGAUACAGAGAAGAGGGUGGACUAUACGCUGGGACAUAGUCUCGGGGAAUUUGCGGCGCUCGUGGCGGGGGGGUAUUUAAGCUUCGAAGAUGGGUUGUGGAUGACGCAGCGGAGGGCAGAUGCCAUGGCUGCGGCGACGCAAGCCGCCAUACAACAGUACGGCGGGGAGUACGGCAUGGUGGCGGUCGUGACCGAGCCAGACUACCUCCCCGGCCUAAUCAGCGCCAUCGAUGAAUUCGUCGGCAACGGGCGCUCGAUUUCGACGCUAGCAGCACAAGAUGACGACGCGGACGUGCACCCCCCGCCAAUCGACCAGGUGCUGAUCGCGAACAUUAAUUCCAAGAACCAGAUCGUCUUGUCGGGGAGUAUUGAACGGAUCAAGACGCUUGUCGCGCAUGUGCGACAGUUCCUGGGGCACGACCCGCGCGCGGUACGGCUCAAGAGCGAGGACCCGUUCCACUCGCCGAUCAUGAGGCCUGCCGUGGAGGUCAUGCGGGAUAUCUUGGCCCACGAAAAGUCUCGUGCCUCGGGGAGACAGAACAGCGAGAUUGUAGUCUGGCCGGGGAAGAUUCCCUGCGUGAGCAACGUCACUGCGCGACCGUUCGAGUCCCGCGAGGAGUUGAAAGACUUGCUCGCGAGACAGUGCCUCGAGACGGUGCGCUGGUGGGAUAGUAUACGGUAUUUGGACCAGGAGUGUCGGGUGAGGAGGUGGGUUGGGAUUGGGCCGGGCAAGGUGGGCAGGAAUUUGGUCGGGAAAGAGGUCGGCAUGCGCGGGAAGGAUGUUGUUAAAGGGGGAGGCGUCUGGGCGAUUACUGAUCCGAGCGAGAUUGAGGAAUGUUUGAGGGGGUUGGAAGAGACGGAGCAUUUGGUUGAUGAGCCGGACGAGUGA
Molecule: messenger RNA, 1296 nt
Organism: Thermochaetoides thermophila DSM 1495
Lineage: Eukaryota; Fungi; Ascomycota; Sordariomycetes; Sordariales; Chaetomiaceae
Exons: 1
Coding region: 1-1296 (431 amino acids)
Biological process (GO): fatty acid biosynthetic process
Cellular component (GO): mitochondrion
Molecular function (GO): [acyl-carrier-protein] S-malonyltransferase activity
Source: RefSeq, a predicted model, not a curated record